Megalobrama amblycephala (Wuchang bream) is the source of this 2381-nucleotide messenger RNA. It is a transcript of the gene lpar5b, whose product is annotated as lysophosphatidic acid receptor 5b. The record is from RefSeq and is a predicted model, not a curated record. Gene Ontology annotation, molecular function: lysophosphatidic acid receptor activity. NCBI's taxonomy places the organism in Eukaryota, Metazoa, Chordata, Actinopteri, Cypriniformes, Xenocyprididae. Bases 162 to 1088 code for a protein of 308 amino acids. The transcript has a single exon. Gene Ontology annotation, cellular component: membrane. Gene Ontology annotation, biological process: phospholipase C-activating G protein-coupled receptor signaling pathway; positive regulation of Rho protein signal transduction.
AACCCCCUCACCUUAAUCUACAUCCUUCCUCUUUAAGUCAUUUCAUUUACACGCUGGGUUCCCUCAAAACCACUUUAAAAUCCGCGCAGAGGUCAAUUAAAAACUAAGAGGCCGACUUCGACCCAAUCUUUCUGACUUCGAAAGCCGAUCUCCUCUGAAACAUGGCUGGGAACUCGUCUAACUCGUGCAUAUCUGAGGAACUUGUUUAUUCGGCCCGGUUCCAGGCAUCGGCUGUUGUGUAUGGACUGGUUCUGGCUGUGGGUCUGCCCCUCAACACGUUGUCCCUGUGGAUCCUGUUGCGCAGUCACGGGCUCCGGUCACCGUGCGCCGUGCUCAUGGUGAACCUCGCCGCAUCUGACCUGCUCCUCGCGCUCUCUCUGCCGCUGCGCGUCUACUUUUACGCGACGCUCCAGUGGCCGUUUGGAGUGGCCACAUGCACCACUGCCAUCAUGCUGUUUCGGGUCAAUAUCAGGACGAGCUGUAUCUUCAUCACUUUAAUCAGCGUGGACCGGUUUGUCGCCUUGGUGUUCCCUCUGCGCUCCCGGUCUCUGCGAACCUCCGCGUGUGCCAUCAAGUGCUGCGUGGCUGUGUGGAUCCUCGUCACCAUCCUUUCCAUUCCGGAGAUUAGGAAUCUCCACAGCGCCCUGAAAGAGUGUACCUACAUACCGUGCUUUGAGUUUCAAGUGCUCGCUAAGGGCUCGAAAACCAUAGCAGUCGCACAGGCGACAUUUUUAUUAACACUUUUGGUGAUCAAUGUCGUCUCCACGGUCGUGGUCAUAGUCGUGCUGAGGAAGCGCCCCAGCGAUGGUGCGGCCAAAGUGAACAACAAAAUGAACGUGAUACUGAUUUUUGCAAUCAACUUGUUGGUGUUUAUUUUAUUUUUCCUGCCGUUCACUUUACAACUCUUGACGAUCAAGAACGACGACAGCGGCGAUGUUAUACGAGCGCUCAUCUGCCUGGCGAGUGUCAACUGCUGUCUGGACCCUCUCAUCUACUAUUUCUCCUUGGACUCGUUCUGGCAGGACAACGGUAAAAGACAAACGGAUGUUGGCACGUAUUCUCUCAGCAGGUCGAUGGAAAGGUCUUAACUAGCUGAAAAUAUAAAGGAUAAACAGUAGAGAUACUAGUACGGACCACGGAGCCCCGAAAACGACAUGGCGAUGGGGAAAAAUAGGAGUUGAGGGAAAAAUAUAUUUCAGUGCUUUAGCGUUCCCUCGAAAAACUUGAAAAACUGUAUUGUGUUCCCCCGUGAAAAUUUGCGUUCGCUCGCAAAAGCACUGACAUAAAGCUUUUAUUUCCAUCGCAAAGUUUGGCCUCAUGAGAAAAACAAAUCGGUGGCCUCAGAACUUGGCUAAGAUAGAAAGUAUAAAUAUGGGUGUUAAAACCUUGCCUAUCUAACACCUUUGUGGGUGUCACUGUAUUAGACUUUCAGAACACAUGUGUGAACUUCACAACUCAUUUCAUAUAUCAAACCAUCAUGAGAGGGUUAAACGGCAUUAAAAAGUUGGUUGGAUAUUUCGUUUAAAUCUAAUUUAAAUGCCCAAAUAUGUCAAAAUAAGGGCUUUAAAUAAGCUAUUGGAUCUGUUUGGUUAGAAUAUCAUACUGUGAUUAUACUAUAUUGCCUAAUAGUAGCCUAUUUAAUUGCAUUAUAUUUAUGGCUUUUUGCAAUGUACUGCAAUUUUAAUUUUUUCUGGUGUGGAGCCUCAUACUUAGCAGUAUAACAUAUAUGUGGCUUUCAGAAUAUCUUCAACAGAGAAAAGUUAUUUUUUUUUUUUUUGUGGUAAAACAUGUUUUUAAUUUUAUAUUUAUUUUUAUAAUGAUGACUUGUGAACCACAUUGAAGCUAUGCUUUUUUCCACUUCCUGUGGUAAAAAGAUGUGCUAAUUCUGUUUCAAUGCAACCUCAGCUCACAAGCUAAAUAUUUGGGCCGACAAAUACUUUAGAGAAACUUCUGUGUGCAUCUGUUGGCUCAUCCAUCACAACCACAAAAAUGUAAAUAUCGUCUGGGUUCCACCUAAAUUUAGUAGGUACUAUGAAGUCACCAGGGGAUGCAGAUGAUCAGACUUUAAACUCUGCUUAAUUAUAAUGAUAAUAGGAAUAGUUACUUACGGUUUCAAUGGUUAAUGUUAUAAAACCUGCCAUAAUGUCUGAUCUUAAAUAUGAUACACAUCUGCUUAUGUUGUAUAUUUGAUAUGUGAUUUUAAAGAACUUCUUAGAUUUGUUUAUGUCUGUAAUAAUUAUGUGAACAGUUUUUUUGUUUGUUAUAUAAUCUAAGAAGUCUUAAAAUUGAUGUCUUUACCACAGGGAUUUCUCAAUUAAAGUGUCUUUGAUCAUGUGAAAUAAGUGUUGUCACAUUAAAUAAAUUUUGUUGACAGACCUGUA